GAGCGGGGCGGGCUUAGCGGUCUUUCUAGUCCGCAGUGGUGUUACGCUUGCACUCGCGGAUUCCCGCAGCGCUGCGGAGCAGCUAUGGGCCCGCCGGGGCCCGCGCGCCGCGCCGCGCGAGCACCGGCUUAGAGCCAGGCCUAGGGCCUGGCCCUUCCAGCCCGCGAGGGGAUCCGGGAAAUGUCGGGUACCCAGCCUGCAGUCCUGAGAGAGCUGAUGGACCCUUCGCUGCCAUCGGAUUUAUUUACAUAUUCCCCUCACUGCCCGGUCUCACCUCUCCGCGCUCGGUGACUUGGUUACUGUGAGGAUCAUUUGAACUCAUCAUACUCUGGGUGAAUGGGACGAAGAAUCCAGAAGUGAAGCUACAUGAUGGCUGACCAGGACCCUGGGGGCAUUAGCCCCCUCCAACAAAUGGUGGCCUCAGGCGCUGGGGCUGUGGUCACCUCCCUCUUCAUGACUCCCCUGGACGUGGUAAAGGUCCGCUUGCAGUCUCAGCGCCCUUCAGUGACCCACGAGCUGAUGCCUCCCUCCAGACUCUGGAGCCUCUCCUACGCCAAAUUGCCCUCCUCUCUCCAACCCACAGGGAAGUGCCUCCUGUACUGCAAUGGUGUCCUGGAGCCCAUGUACCUGUGCCCUAAUGGUGCUCGCUGUGCCACCUGGUUUCAGGACCCCACUCGCUUCACUGGCACCAUGGAUGCUUUUGUGAAGAUUGUGAGACACGAGGGCACCAGAACCCUGUGGAGUGGCCUCCCAGCCACCUUGGUGAUGACUGUACCAGCCACUGCCAUCUACUUCACCACCUAUGAUCAACUCAAGGCCUUUCUGUGUGGUCAGUCCUUGACGUCUGACCUUUACGUACCCAUGGUGGCUGGCGCACUGGCCCGCUUGGGCACCGUGACUGUGAUCAGCCCCCUGGAGCUAGUACGGACAAAGCUGCAGGCUCAGCAUGUGUCCUACCGGGAACUGGGUGCCCGUGUCCGAGCUGCCAUGGUUCAGGGCGGCUGGCGCUCACUGUGGCUGGGCUGGGGCCCCACUGCCCUUCGGGAUGUGCCCUUUUCAGCCCUGUACUGGUUCAACUAUGAGCUGGUGAAGAGCUGGCUGAGUGGGCUCAGGCCAAAGGACCAGACAUCAGUGGGCAUCAGCUUUGUGGCUGGCGGCAUCUCAGGGACGGUGGCGGCUAUCCUGACUCUACCCUUCGACGUGGUGAAGACUCAACGCCAAGUUGCCCUGGGAGCAGUGGAGGCUGUGAGAGUGUCGCCCCCGCACGCCAACUCUACCUGGCUCCUGCUGCGGAGGAUCCGGGCUGAGUCUGGCACCAGGGGACUCUUUGCAGGCUUCCUCCCAAGGAUCAUCAAGGCCGCCCCCUCCUGUGCCAUCAUGAUCAGCACUUAUGAGUUUGGCAAAAGCUUCUUCCAGAGGCUCAACCAGGAACAGUCUCUGGGCCUGUGAAAGGAUCAAGGAGAUGAGAGCACAAUUUCUUCCAUGAAUGGGGUGGGGCAGGAGGAGAUUGAGCCAAGUGCCUUGUCCUCAGGGGAGGAGCCUCAUUUUUCUUCCCUCUCAACUCUGAGCCCCAUGGGUAGGGGGCCACCCCUCUAGGCCCACCCAGGCCCCCCUCAGACAGAUUUCUUCCCAAUUGUCCCCAUUUCCAAACCCCAAGGAUCAUCACUUUUCUACCCCAUUCCCCAAGUUCAAGACCAAAUCUAUUAAUUCUCCCUGCCCUUGCCUAUGUCCCUGUGUAUUUGUUGUAGCUGGGCCUGCCCCAGGAGCCACAAAACCCUGGACCUGGCAUAGUCUGAACCCACCUCUGUUAAUUCCUGAGUCUAAAGAUGAUGAACUUCUCUCCA
Messenger RNA from Pteropus alecto (black flying fox), 1844 nucleotides. It is a transcript of the gene SLC25A39, whose product is annotated as solute carrier family 25 member 39. NCBI's taxonomy places the organism in Eukaryota, Metazoa, Chordata, Mammalia, Chiroptera, Pteropodidae. Bases 367 to 1449 code for a protein of 360 amino acids. The transcript is spliced from 14 exons. The record is from RefSeq and is a predicted model, not a curated record. Gene Ontology annotation, biological process: mitochondrial transmembrane transport.